Geosmithia morbida is the source of this 1587-nucleotide messenger RNA. RefSeq names its product FAD/FMN-containing dehydrogenase. The transcript has 3 exons. Gene Ontology annotation, molecular function: FAD binding; catalytic activity. The record is from RefSeq and is a predicted model, not a curated record. Bases 1 to 1587 code for a protein of 528 amino acids. Lineage: Eukaryota; Fungi; Ascomycota; Sordariomycetes; Hypocreales; Bionectriaceae.
AUGAUCAAUGCCGUCCGUCUCGCCGGCUUGGCCGCCCUCGCCAGCGUAGCAGCCGCAACAGAGCAUGCAUUUGAGAGCAGCCCUUUUAACGUCGCCAAGGCCCUCCGGGAUCAUGGUGUCGACUUCUCCAAGAUCCCUGAACUCUCCGGGUGCCGCGCUCUGGGUAACGUCUACGGCGACCAUACCGUCUAUAGGGAAAGCCCGAAUGCUACGCAGUACUCGGAUUUUACCGGCAAGUACUGGUCAAAGAUCCAGAGCGAUGUCGACCCUCACUGCAUCUUCGUGGCCCCCACGGCUGACUCCGUGUCCGUCAUGGUGCUGCUGUCGCGCUUGACACAAUGUCCCUUUGCCGUCAAGAGCGGUGGUCAUGGUGCUUUUGCCGGCGCCUCGAACAUCGAGGGCGGCAUGACCGUGUCACUCGAGAUGCUCAGGAACGUCACCCUGUCGGACGGCAAGGAGACGGUUGUCAUCCAGCCCGGAAACACCUGGUCGGACGUCUACACGGCACUCGAUAAGCACGAGCUGACCGUCACCGGCGGUCGCGUCUCGAGUGUCGGCACCGGUGGCCUGACUCUCGGAGGCGGCAUCUCCUUCUUCUCCAACCUGCACGGCUGGGCAUGCGACAACGUCGUCAGGUACGAAGUCAUCACGGCAUCGGGCGUCAAAGUUGACGCCACGCCAACGUCGCAUCCCGACCUGUAUUGGGCGCUCCGUGGUGGCGGCAACAACUUUGGCAUCGUGACAGCUUUUACCUUUGAGACGCUGCCCCUCCCCGACGCCAAGAUAUGGGGUGGCAGCAAGACGUACCUGGAGGCGGCGUUUGAGGACGUCGAAAAGGCCUACCACAACCUGGUGGUCAAUUCGCCCCAGGACCCCAAUGCCGGCAUGUGGCUGGCAUGGGCGCAGAUGGACGACCUCAAGGUGGCCGUGGCGGAGCUGUACUACGCCAAGCCCAACGGCAGCGAGUCGACGCUGUUCAAGGGCUUCAAUGAGGCCAUGGCCGUCGAGGAUACGACCAAGGAGCGGGUCGUGCACGAGUACACGGACCUGAUCGAGGCAUCGAACCGCUACGACCUGCGCGAGCUGUACUGGGCCAUCACAGCCAAGGCGACUCUGGAGCUGGCCACGUUCGCCCGCAACACGUUCUACGAGAAGCGCUCGGCUGUCAGCGGCGUCGCUGGCGCCGACCCGGUGCUCAUCAUGCACCCCAUAACCGAGGGUCAGAUCGAGAGCAUGAGCAAAAAUGGCGGCAACGCCCUGGGCGUCACACCCGAGGACGGCCCUCUGUAUAUCAUCCAGAUCGCCAGCUGGUGGGAUGACGCCGAAGGCGACCAAGCCAUGUACACGUUCGCGUCCGACGUCAUCUCCACCGUUGCCGCCAAGGCCGAGGAGCUCGGCGUCGACAACGACUACGUCUACAUGAACUACGGGAGCAAGUACCAGAAUGUCAUUGCCAGUUAUGGUGCUGAGAACGUGGCCAAGCUCAAUGCCAUUUCUAAAAGGUACGAUCCUCAAGCUGUCUUCCAGAAGCUUCAGCCCGGUUACUUCAAGCUCAACCGUUCACCUGCACCCGGCUCGGAGCUUUGA